AUGAAAGCAACAGUGGAAAGGGAGAGGAAAAGCAAGCAGCGGAAAUGGGAGAGGAAAAGCCACAGCAGUGAAAGGAUGGGUAUUUUCGUCCUGAAAUUCCAACCCUGCAGGUUUGAUCAUUGCAUCAUAUCAUAUUGUCAUGAGUUUCUAAAGCAGAUUUUUGUUGAGUUUGAUCUUGUUCCACUAGCAAGUGCUUCCCUCGCAAAGGUUCAUGUUGCUCACAUGCAUGAUGGCAAAAAAGUCGUUGUAAAGAGCCAACAUGAUGAGCUGGAGGCAAAAUUUUUUGAGGAGAGAGCGGCACUUGAAGCUAAGUACCAGAAGAUGUAUGAUCCAUUGUAUGCAAAGGUAACUUUUUGUGUUGCUCUGGGCAUUGAGGGAACACCUACAAAGGAUAAAGCUACAGAAGAGAAAGGAGUACCAGAUUUUUGGCUCACUGCAAUGAAAACCAACGAAGUGGUUGGUGAGGAGAUUUUUGAACGCGAUGAAGGGGCUCUCAAGUACCUUAAAGAUAUCAAGUGGUUUAGAAUUAAUGAUCCCAAGGGCUUCAAGCUCGAAUUCUUCUUUGAUCCUAAUCCAUACUUCAAGAACACUGUUCUAACAAAGACAUAUCACAUGAUUGAUGAUGAUGAACCUAUUCUUGAGAAGGCCAUAGGGACGGAGAUUGAAUGGUAUCUUGGAAAGAGCCUGACACAGAAGGUUCUGAAAAAGAAGCCAAAGAAGGGAUUAAAGAAUGCCAAGCCCAUUACAAAAACUGAACAAUGUGAUAGUUUCUUCAACUUCUUCAAUCCACCACAAGUCUCGGAUGAUGAUUAUGAUAUUGAUGAAGAGACAGUCACCAGUGAGUACCAGGCUAAGGAAGAAAGAAUGAUCGCCUACUUACAAAAGGCCUGGGAAUUCAUGAGCAAAUUCCCCAGGUGCGAUGUCAACUUGAUCCCCAGGUCAGAAAACUCCAAAGAAGAUACACUAGCAAAAGUGGCCACAAUGGCCGAAGAUGACAUCCCAAGAUCAAUCCCGAUCGAGUUUCUAGCCGAGCCGAGUAUCAACAAGUCUGAUUCAGAUACAAUCAUUCCAGUAAAUUCAGCCCCAAAGCUGGAUGGACUGGAUAGUCGAAUAUCUUUAGAAAGGCGAGCUAUCUGA
Messenger RNA from Magnolia sinica, 1137 nucleotides. Its product is annotated as nucleosome assembly protein 1;2-like. The coding region runs from base 1 to 1137 and encodes 378 amino acids. Gene Ontology annotation, molecular function: nucleic acid binding; histone binding; RNA-DNA hybrid ribonuclease activity. The record is from RefSeq and is a predicted model, not a curated record. Gene Ontology annotation, cellular component: chromatin; nucleus. Gene Ontology annotation, biological process: nucleosome assembly. Lineage: Eukaryota; Viridiplantae; Streptophyta; Magnoliopsida; Magnoliales; Magnoliaceae. The transcript is spliced from 8 exons.